Molecule: messenger RNA, 3134 nt
Organism: Zingiber officinale
Lineage: Eukaryota; Viridiplantae; Streptophyta; Magnoliopsida; Zingiberales; Zingiberaceae
Product: probable disease resistance protein At1g61300
Exons: 3
Coding region: 96-3032 (978 amino acids)
Molecular function (GO): ATP hydrolysis activity; ADP binding
Source: RefSeq, a predicted model, not a curated record
AAAUCCACUGCCUGAUCUCCAUUCCUAAAUCGCUUCUCGAUUACUGAAGCUUCAGAAAUCUCCUUCCGAGCAUUCGUUGUUUCGCCUCGAUCGCCAUGAAUCCCUCCAUCAAUUUCGGUCAAUUCCUCAACAAGAUAUGGGAUGCAGCUUCGAUCUACCUCGCCAGGCCUCGAUCUCGCGUCGAAGACUUGGGCAGAGAUGCGGAGCUUUUGAGGGCCAAACUGGAAGACCUCAACCGGGCCAUCGAUGAGGCUGAGCGCAACGGGCAAACCGCCACUGAAGAAGCUCAACUGUGGAAGCGCCGGUCUGAGACAUUUUUAUCUACGGAGGUCGUCGCCGCCAUCCAACGGGACUACGGGGCGAUGCGGUGCCUCGGAGGCUGGUCGUGGAAUUGCGUCUCCAUCAAUCGGAGGGCCACCAAGAAGCUGGAGGAGGUGAAGGAGUUGAUUAGCCGAGUGGAUGUUUCUAGGGUUGCCGCGAUGCUGCCCCCGCCGUCUGCCGUGGAGCUUCCUAUUUCAAAUGAUAUCGUUGGGAUGCAAUCGGAUGUGAUCCAGAUUGUAAACCAGAUUAGGGAUGAAAAUGUCAGUGUUAUAGGCAUCUACGGCAUGGGAGGGAUCGGAAAGACGACACUUUUGAAGCUCAUCAACAACCAUCAUAGAGAGAUCUCCAAGCUCAAGUUUGAUCAUGUCAUCUGGAUUGUGGCUUCCCAAGGAUGCAAACUGCAAAAGCUUCAGAUGGAUCUGGCUAAGAAUAUAGGAUUGAAUCUUAAAGAUGAUGAGAGUGAAGAAGGUUGUGCUUGUAAGCUCUUCAACUCCCUCAAGGAAAAGAAUUGUCUAUUGUUUCUUGAUGACAUUUGGGAAACCUAUGAUCUUUAUAUGUUGGGGAUGGAAAAAACACAUGUUGAGCAGGGCAAGGAGCAAAAGCGCAAGGUGGUGGUUUUCACGACGCGCAGUGAGCAAGUAUGUACUGGAAUGAAGGCUAAUGUGAAGAAAAAAGUUACAGGCUUGGCAUCUGAUAAAGCAUGGAAACUUUUUCUUAAAAAUGCAGGUGAAAAUGUUAUCAACUCCGAGUCAAGAAUUAAUCGACUAGCAAAAGAAAUUGCUAAAGAGUGUGCUGGUGUGCCUCUUGCUCUCAUCACAGUCGGAAGAGCCAUGUCCGCAAAGAGGUCAUGGGAAGCUUGGAAUGAUGCUCUCACGCAGCUGAAGCAAUCACAAAUGCCAGAUGUCACAGGUAUGAAGAAACGAGAUCCUAUGUUCGCUGCCUUUAAGCUUAGUUAUGAUAGUUUGGAAGAUGACAACAUGAGAGUCCGACUGUUGUGUUGCUCUUUGUGGCCUGAAGAUUUUGAAAUUGACAAAGUUGAACUAAUACAAUGUUGGAUAGGCCUUGGCUUAAUUGAUGAGUUUGACUCGAUCAAUAAAAUUUUCGAUCGAGGGCACUCCCAUAUCGAGACUCUUACAUUUGCAUGCUUAUUAGAGCUUGUUCAUAAGGAACAUGCGAUAAAUAUCAAGAUGCAUGAUGUGAUCCGAGACAUGGCUCUUUGGAUGGCCUCAUAUUGUGGAUCCAAUCAACACAGAUGGAUUGUUAAGGCAGGUGCUAGAUUGUAUGAUUUAGAACUAGAGAAUGAGCAAUUGCAAGUGGUGGAGCAAGCAUCAUUCAUGCAUAAUCAUAUACGUUCUUUGCCAAGUGAGACUCCUACUUUUCCCAAACUUUCUAUGCUCAUGCUCCAACAGAACCUUAAGCUAUACUUAAUUCCCGGGUCAUUUUUCCAGGCUUUGCCUGUUUUAACAUUCUUGGAUCUCUCGGGCACAAAUAUCACAAUGCUUCCAGGGGAAAUCAACUUGUUAUUUGAGCUCCAACAUUUAAACUUGAAUUUCACCCCAAUAGAAGCACUACCAACAAAUUUGAGUAACCUUUCCAAACUCAAGUACUUGUUUUUGAAAGGAACUAUGAGGCUGACCCAAGUACCCAAAGGAACAAUAUCCAACUUACCUUUACUCAAAUUGUUGGAUUUAUAUGAAAGCAAAUAUGAUAACUUGGCUGAGCUAAAGGGAUUUAAAGGAUACCGGAGAUACAUUGGAAUUACCAUCCGCACAAUGAUGGCCCUUGAACAGUUGGGUUCUCUACGACAAUUAUAUACAUGGAAACUCCAACUAGAAAACAUGAAAGAUUUGGCUUAUCCUAGACAACUAUUUAAGAGCAUCACGAGUAACCACAACACAAGGCAGAGCCUCGAACGACUAGAUAUUGUAAAUAUCCUAACAGGUGGUGAAUUAAUAGUUGCUCAGAGCAACAAGGAUAGUGAAGAAGGCUUUGAAUGUUUGCGGUAUAUGGUGCUCAUAGCUGUCGAUGAUUUGCAAAAAAUCACUUGGAAAGCAGUCGAGCCUCAAAUAAUAUUUCCUAAUCUUCACGAAUUGAUCAUCGCUAAAUGUAAAAUGUUGAGAAAUAUCACCUGGGCUCUUCAACUACCAAACCUUAGUGUUUUGAAAGUAUCAUAUUGUGAUGAGAUGGAAGAAUUGAUAAGUUACGUUGGGAGUAAUGUCAACUCUAGCAUUGACCUACACUUACUGUCUUUGGCUCAAUUGCCUAAAUUGAAUCGCAUCUCACGACGGCAACUAACCUUUCCCUACUUGGAGCGGAUAUAUGUAAGCGAAUGCCCAAAACUCAAAAAGCUGCCGUUUGGAGCUGAAAUUUGUCAAAAUAAAUUAAAAGGUAUAUUUGGCAGAAAGAAAUGGUGGGAAAAUAUCAAGUGGGAGAAUGCCAAAGACAAGAAUUCUCUCACCUCCUAUUUCAAGUCUAGUAUGCAAAUAAUUAUGUUGAGAUUGGAUAUAAGGAGUGCGAGUUUUGAUAUGGGAGAUACUAAUGCUAGAGCUGUGGCUAUCAAGAUUGCUCUAGCAAUUCCUGGUGUUAUGUCAGCAGAGCUGGAUGAUGAGUGUUUGAUCGUGAGAGGUGAGCAGCUCGACCCGGUGGAAAUAGUUGCCCGAUUGCAAAAUCUAUUUCAGGCAGAACUCCUCAACGGUGAUAUUGAGAACUGAGGUACUGUGAUAUUUUGUUGAUGUAUACAAGUUUUAAAAUAAAUUAUUUGAAUGGCAUGUAACUAAUAAUUUGAUAAUUUUUAAGAUAUAAAUUUAAUAAUA